AUGAUACAACAAGCAAUCUUUGAUCAACAACAACAUUGUAAUGAUAAAAAGUCAGAAGCACAAAUAUCUAUAGAAAAUCCAUGUCAAGCACUCAUUCCUUCCUCUUUUCUCAACCCAAACAAUGACACUGAAAACAAUCUUCUAAAUAAGGAUUUUUUACUUUUUUCACAUGAAAAUGACUGUGAUACUAUUUUACAAGGAGUAGACAACCAUGAAGUUCAUUCUUUUAUCAGUCCACCUAUCAACGACAAUACUUCACCAAUAAGUCCAGAUUCAACCAUUUUUAUAAGCAACGAUUCAAACCCAAGUUAUAGUUAUGAUUUUAUUACAUCACCUCCAGCUACAACAACAACAACUACAACAACUUCUUCUACUUCUUUAAAUCUAACAGGAGACUCACCAAUAAAUAACUUUGAAUCUUUAUCGUCAUCGUCACCACCAUCCUCAAUAACCAACAACAAUGAUAUCGAUGACAAAAAUUCCACAAAUCAAACUAAACGGUCGAGUAAUGCAACUCCACUAAAAAGAAAAAAAACUCAUAGAAGACGUAGUAGCAAUAUGAACAAAGAUAGCCUCAUAUGUUUUAAAUGUCAAACUAAAACUACACCUGAAUGGAGAAAAGGACCAGAAGGACCUGCAACGUUAUGUAAUGCCUGUGGAUUAUCCUAUGCAAAGAAACUAAAAAUUGAAGCAAAUAGGAAAAAAAAUCAACUCUUACCUCACAGUGUAUUGAAUAACAGUAUAUCAAGUACAAUAGCUGCAUCAAUGAUGGCCGUAGUACCAAACAACAAUGCUAUGAUGGUAGAUCAAACUUCAGCAUCUGCCCCACCUUCUCUGGCGUCAUCCACUUUACAUCAUAUUGGAGAGUCUUCUUCUUCUUCUGAUUCCAAGUCGAUAGAGUUUAAUAAUUCACUUUCAUUGGGUGAUACAUUGUUUUGUCAACAACAAAUGCAACCAUUUUCCUCCUCUACAAACUCUUUGAAUAUCUCACCAACACCCCUUAUGGCCGAUGACUCACCAAUCCAUAUAGACACAUCUCCAACAACCAGUACGAUCGUGAAUUCUUCCCCUCCAUCAAAUAAUACUGCCUCCUCUAAUACACCUACCACCGAAACCAAAGCCAAGAAAUCAAAGACUACAAAAUCACAUACUUUUCACCAGUACACUCAUUCUGGUUCAGCCAACGGUGGUGCCAUCAAGAAAAUGCCAAAGGCCAAACAACCAAAGGUUUCCAAAUCAAAAUUGAAGCAACAACAACUUGCCAUGAUGAAUAGCUAUUCAACAAAGAACAACAAGGCAGCAGUCCAACCGAGCUAG
Cavenderia fasciculata is the source of this 1317-nucleotide messenger RNA. It is a transcript of the gene gtaE, whose product is annotated as putative GATA-binding transcription factor. Bases 1 to 1317 code for a protein of 438 amino acids. Gene Ontology annotation, molecular function: sequence-specific DNA binding; zinc ion binding. Gene Ontology annotation, biological process: regulation of DNA-templated transcription. The transcript has 4 exons. The record is from RefSeq and is a predicted model, not a curated record. Lineage: Eukaryota; Evosea; Eumycetozoa; Acytosteliales; Cavenderiaceae.